AUUGUCGGUGCUUUCAUGCACAAAUCUUGUUUUCUUUUUUAUUUAUGCACUACAUUGAACGAAAGUUAAUUCACAGAUCUCAAAUGACUUUUUAACAUCAUGUCAAGAAGAAUACAUCUCCAAGCAAAUAAUAAUAUGUUUAUCCGUCAGUAUAUUUGUUUUUAAGAUGAAGUAAUUUGUACAAAACUAUACGAUUCAUUUCCUUUAUUCUGAUAGUUUGCAUAGAUUGUCUCUUGUGGAUACAAAUUUUAGGAAUGCAUUUACAUAAAAAAAUUGGCCUAUUCAAUAUUAUUAAUACUGUAACGAUUAUUUUAACUCAGUUCUAUGCUGAUACUGCUUAUACAAACCAUAAAACGCAAAACUAUUUUACUAAAAGUUCAAACUUAUAUUUUUAUGACCGAAUUAAUGGAGAUAUUAAUUUCAAUGAGAAAUACUUACGUCGACAAGUUAUCACAAGAAGGUUAAGGGAUGUUGUGCCGAUUAUGUUUCCCAUUAACUCAAAAGAAAUCGAAGUGUCCGAUCAUUUAAAAAGUCUAAUUGAAUCUAAUCAAAAUGGAAAUAUACCAAGUGAAGUUUAUUCAAACGAAAGGGUAGGUGAACAACAUGGAGAAGCUGAAGAAGGUGUAGAUGAUGUGAGUCACUGUGUUCCAAUUCAUGAAUCUGUUUGUCAUGGCCUUCAAUACACACAUACCUCGUUGCCUAAUUCAGUGGGUUUAACAACACAAGAAGAGGCCGCAAAACGCAUGAAUGACUACCGUUCCUUAAUCAAUGUUGGAUGUUCACAGUAUUUGAAAUUUUUCCUAUGUACGAUUUAUUUUCCAAUGUGUACUCCAGCUUUGAAUCCACCAGCUGCCUUACAACCAUGUCAAAAUUUAUGUCGUUAUGUUCAGUCAAAAUGUGAACCAAUUAUGAAAAGUUUUAGCUUCCCUUGGCCAAUUGAAUUGAAUUGUAAAUCAUUACCCUCCGAGUCCGGAAUGUGUAUACAACCACAAAAUUAUGAUUUAGAUAAACAAGGGGAAAUUAUAAGUCAAGGAAUUCCAUCUGAAGCUCAUGGAGCCAUUGCUAACUUGCUACCAGAUUUUGGUGAAUUUCUAGCUCAUCAAAAUGCACAAAAUCAACAAUUGACAGGUGCGCAGACUAACCAGACAGAUAACAACCAUGGGAAGAUAUCUCUUAUAGAUAAUAAUCAGUCUGGAUUGAUGAAGCAUCAUAUACUUCAUAGAACCAAACUACAAGCCUCAAAGUGUUAUGUUGUUGAAAUCCUUUUAUAUUCCGAACAGGCGCAUGAUAAUAUUACAUGCGCCCGUCGGUGCAACGCUCAUUUGUUUUACAAACCAAUUGAAAAACGUUUUGCCAAUGUUUGGAUGUUAGUUUGGGCCAUACUUUGUUUAGCAUCAUGCGCAAUGACAAUGAUUACAUUUACUCUAAGCCGUUCACGUUUCGCUUAUCCAGAGAGACCGAUCAUUUAUAUAUCAGUUUGUUACUUUUUUUAUUCUACUGGGUUCAUUUUACACGCUCUAAUUGGACGUGAUUCGGUGGCUUGUAGAAACAAAGUUGAAACUAUUUCAUCAUCAUUAUUACCCAGCGGAGUAUCACAAGAAGGAGCGAAGAAACUUCUUACAAGUGUGGCCCAGUCGAAGGUUAAUGUUACUUUCUUGAUAACUUCUGGACAUGAAGGUACAUGGUGUACUAUCGUAUUUCUUAUCCUGUUUUAUUUUAGUCAAGCUAGUUAUUUAUGGUGGGUUAUGUUAGCUAUCUCAUGGUUCUUAUCGGCUUCAUGUAAGUGGGGAUGUGAAGGCAUAGAAGCUAUCAGUAGUAUCUUACAUAUGCUCGCUUGGGCAGUUCCCGCAUUAAAGACUAUUAUCAUACUAAUCAUGCACCGCAUUGAUGCAGAUGAGUUAACUGGAUUGUGCAAUGUUGGUUAUCAAAAUUCAACAAGUUUGCUUGCAUUUAUAUUAUUGCCACAAGUUAUCUACCUGUUGUUGGGUAUUUUAUUUUUAUUGGUAGGUUUCCAUUCUUUGAUUUCUCUUCGAUCAAACUUGAAACAACAUGUUAAAAGUCUUAUGCCUGUUGCCAACACGAAAACAGGACUAGCAAACUGUUAUAACUCACAGUUUAAAAGAAACGUUACAGCAACAUUAGCAACAUCAACAACACCACUACAACCAAUAACGCUAACUAGUCCAGUCAUUCCUCUCAAUAAUGGGAAUAUACGACGUUUAGAUAAAUUGAUGAUAAAAAUAGCCAUAUUUUCUAUGUUAUAUGUUUUACCGAAGGCCUGUGUUAUUGGAGUGAAUAUUUACAAUUAUAUUAAUUUCCCAAAAUGGAUGAAAACACUAGAUAAACUGGCGAAACAAACAAAUUGUUUGACGGAAUACGGUACAAAUUGGUCGUUGGUCACCCAAUGCGUUAGUGAUAAUCACUUCCCAUCAGUUGAAGCUAAUAUGCUACAAAUUUUCAUGUCAUUAGUUGUCGGUAUCACUUCAGGUAUGUGGGUAUGGUGUAACCGGAAAUCAUCAGAAACAUGGAUAAAAUGUAUGACAGGCAAAAAGAAAGAUUUAUCUAAACAUGAUUUGAAUUACCAUCAUCAUAUUUGUGAGGAUGCUGUUGCCGGUGUUGCUACUGGGAAUAAUAAUAAUUUGUCUCAAGUUGACCAAAAAGCACAACCUAUGAAUUCAACCUGUUGCAAUUCAAGAGGAGGAUGUGGAAUAAAUAGUCAGCAUCCAGGAAACAGCAUCAAUUUUGAUAAUUCAAUGAACAAUACUAGUCACCUGGUAGUUGAUUCGUCUCAGUAUCAUCAACAUGGAAUUGCACGAAACAACAUGAGAAAUUUAAUGCCUUCUGGAUCAUUAAAUUUAUCAUCUGGAGCAGCUUCAUGCACAAGUACAGUACCUUUGUCAUAUGGUUUAGGAACAAUGGAUAUGUCUUUAUUAAAUUCAAAUGAAUCGAAUUAUUGUAUUCGUUCGUCACAAAGACAAACCGUUAAAAUCAGACCGACUAAUAUUGGAAGACCUGACUUUUGAUUUACAUUCAUUUCAUUAAUAAAUAGUGUACAGUGUACUUGAACAAAGUUCAACUAUGGCUAUAUUUAUCCACAAUAGCAUAUAUUCACCAACUUAUAAACAAGAGAUUAUAUCAAGGAAACUGUGUAACAUGGAACAAAACUCAAAUGUGGAAAGAAUUAUAUCCUGCAAGUUUUGCUCAACCCAUAAUAAUACAUAAUGACAAUAUAUUAUAAAGUCAUUUCAUAAAUGCUGAUUCCUUCACCUUUUUUCCGUCAGCUAACUAUUUAUUACUUUAAACGCAGAAACCGUCCUUACACACACACACAGUAUGCUCAUCUUUGUAUAUAAAUUAAUUUGUGACUGAUAUUCCAGUAAUCUCUUAACUUGAAUUGUUUUCUUUUAUUCUUUUCAUAUUUGGUGAAAAUCAAGAAACUUAUCAGCCUAUAUACCCCAAAUUCAUUUACAUUACCAUGAGUUAAUCUGUUCAGUUUUUGAGUGAACUUUAUCUUAAGUUUACCUGUUCGUUGUAGAGAAAAGAAGAUAAAUCAAAUUGUUCAAAAAAAAAAAAAAGAACAAAGCAGUUGGAUAAAUUUAACUUGGUAUUGGUUAAUUAUAGUAAACUAAAUCAACAACUACUAAUUAACCAUGAUCAAUCAAUGUAGCCUAGAAAAUUCCUUUUUAAUUUAUUAUUAUUUUAAUUCCAUUCUGUUCGUAAUUUAUAAAACUUGUUUAGUACUUCCAUUUGGGAAAUGUGUAGACGUAUUCAAUUCUAAAGAAUAAUAUAAAUACUCAGCCUGA
Schistosoma mattheei is the source of this 3803-nucleotide messenger RNA. Lineage: Eukaryota; Metazoa; Platyhelminthes; Trematoda; Strigeidida; Schistosomatidae. The record is from the annotation of a GenBank genome assembly.